Molecule: messenger RNA, 8550 nt
Organism: Centropristis striata (black sea bass)
Lineage: Eukaryota; Metazoa; Chordata; Actinopteri; Perciformes; Serranidae
Gene: rad54l2
Product: RAD54 like 2
Exons: 23
Coding region: 433-4962 (1509 amino acids)
Cellular component (GO): nucleus
Molecular function (GO): ATP hydrolysis activity; ATP-dependent chromatin remodeler activity; ATP binding
Source: RefSeq, a predicted model, not a curated record
GGUGACACUGGAAAAAAUUUGGAAAUUAGCAACGUUUAUCAGUUAAUUUACUCAGCUGCUGUGCGGAUUAAUUGGUCGGUGGUUGAAUGCACAGCGAGGUUUGUUGAAGAGUGCAGCGAAGCCGCAUACACGCCGUCGGUUCGGCCAGGAGAGCUGCUUUUCUUCCAGCCCAAGUUACAACCAGACACCUUGUUUUCCUGCCACUCGUGGACAAUAGAUAAUUCAACAUUUACGUGGUUUUAGCGUUUGAAUUAGCGUUUAUUGUUGUGUAAUUAGCUAGCGUGUUUGGUGUGCUGCCUCAGCCUGAGCAACAAUAGUAUUUUUAUGCAUUCAGUUAGGCAGCCCAUUUAGCCAACUGACGACAGGUGCUUUGAGUCAAUGGGCUCCUGAUGAAGCUGUGUAGGUAAUACUUUGAGAGCCUUGUAAGACGCCAUGUCUGAAGAGGCGAUUUCAGAAAGUGACCUGGAGCCCAGCCUUAACAGUGAAGAGGAGUUUUUGGAAAAUGAGGAAGAGGAGGACAAUGAGGACACGGAGGAAGAUGAGGAUGAAAAUGAUGGUGACGAUGAAGACGAUAGUGUUGAACGACCUGAAAGUGCCCAGAGCAGGACAGAAGCAGCUCAAGAUGGCAGGGACUCCAGUUCAGCUACCUCCGGAGAGCCAUCCUCAGAGCCUCCGUCUCAGCCUGCGUCCCGCCCCUCAUCCAGGGAUCCCUCCCGACCUGCCUCUCGCUCUCAGCCUCCGGCCAGCCCAGAAAACCCAAGCCGGAGUAAGCCACCUUCCAGCAAAACAAAGAAACAUAAAGCCUCCAAAUUAACCAAAUCUUCUAAGUCUUCAAAAGGCUCCAAACCUUCCAAGCCAUCGAAGCCUGCACACAUGAGGAAGAAUAUCAGGAAGCUGCUGAAAGAGGAUCAGCUGGAGGCUGGGACCAAGGCUGCUCAACAGGAGGAGAUGGACAGGCGGAAGCGUCUGGAGCAGCAGAGGAAGGAUUUCCCCUUACCAGCCUCAACUCUCCCAGAACCUCAGCUAGUCGACACUGCUGCAAUUUUAGGAGAAGUGUCUCACCUGGUCCCCGCUCUCCUUAGCAAGCAGGAUGUGAUCUGUCUGGACAGCAGUGGUGAUGAAGAUGAAAAAGUGGCCCCCAUGUUGCCUGCACUUGCCAUCAGAGAUGAUAUAAUUGAGCUUAGUUCUGGAGAUGAGGACGCCUUGCAGAUAAGCAGCGAGUCGGCCGACGAGGACGCCGAUGGCACCGCCGCCUCAGAGGAGAGCAGCGGUGCACACAUCAACGACGCUAUGAAUCUGCCAGAUGCCCAGGGUCAAGUGCUGGUUAAUAUCAGCCACCCUGCAGAGGAGAAAGACAUUUUCCUCGCUCCACAGCUGGCCAAGGCUGUCAAACCUCACCAGAUCGGGGGAAUCCGGUUUCUCUAUGAUAACCUCAUCGAGUCUCUGGAGCGCUACAAGACCAGCAGCGGCUUUGGCUGCAUCCUCGCUCACAGUAUGGGGCUGGGAAAGACGCUGCAGGUCAUUUCCUUCACUGACAUCCUUCUGCAGAAUACUGAGGCUCACACUGUGCUGGCCAUUGUUCCUGUGAACACACUUCAGAACUGGCUGACAGAGUUUAACCUCUGGCUCCCGCCACAAGAAGCCCUUCCCCCAGACGCUGACCCUGAACUCAUCAGAGGCCGCGCAUUCAAAGUUCACGUUCUCAACGACGAGCACAAAACGACACUGGCCAGGGCCAAAGUUGUGGAGGACUGGUCCAGAGAUGGAGGCGUGUUGCUGAUGGGCUAUGAGAUGUACCGCCUGCUGUCCAUGAAGAAGAGCUUUGUGAUGGGUAAGAAGAGGAAAUCAAAGAAGCCUGCAGGACCAAUAAUCAUUGACCUUGAUGAAGAAGACAGACAGCAGGAACUCAUGAAAGGUAUUGAAAGGGCCAUAGCGCGGCCUGGCCCAGACGUGGUGAUUUGUGACGAGGGUCAUCGCAUUAAAAACUAUCAUGCCAGCACAUCACAGGCCCUGAAGAACAUUCGCUCCCGGCGCAGAGUCGUCCUGACCGGUUACCCUUUACAGAACAACCUCAUUGAAUACUGGUGCAUGGUGGACUUUGUAAGGCCCGACUUUCUGGGCACGCGUCAGGAGUUCAGCAACAUGUUUGAGCGGCCCAUUCUGAACGGGCAGUGUGUGGACAGCACGCCUCAGGACGUCCGCUUGAUGCGCUACCGCAGCCACGUGCUGCACAGCCUGCUGGAGGGGUUUGUCCAGAGACGAGGCCACGAUGUGCUGCGAGACCAGCUUCCCUCCAAAGAUGAGCAUGUGAUCUUGGUGCGUCUCUCUCACAUUCAGAGAGCGCUGUAUACCGAAUUCAUGAAACGCUUUCGAGAAGCAGGAAACAGCGGCUGGCUCGGUCUAAAUCCACUUAAAGCCUUCUGUGUAUGCUGCAAGAUCUGGAAUCACCCAGACGUCCUCUAUGAAGCCUUGCAGAAGGAGAAUCAGGCCAACGAGCAGGACCUGGACCUCGAUGACAUCACUUCAGCUGCUAACCCCCGCUGCACUGCACCGGGGGCCGGCCUGAAGGCCAAAGUAGCCGACUCAAGCAACAGCAAAGUCAACAACAACUUGCCAGCACUCAAUCCUUCUCAGGAAAGAGCCAAUCAAGUCAUCACUUAUGAAUGGGCAAAGGGCAUACUGUCAAACUACCACACAGGAGUUCUGGAGAACUCUGCCAAGAUGAUUCUGCUCUUUCAUCUGAUUGAUGAGAGUGUAGGAAGGAGGGACAAGAUUUUGGUCUUUAGUCAAAGUUUGUCCACCCUGACGGUCAUCGAGGACUUCUUAUCAAAGAGACCAAUGCCUGUCAGCGUGGCCUCCUCUGACAGCCCGAGCCAAAACUGGGUUCGCAACCUCAAUUACUACAGACUGGAUGGGAGCACAUCUGCCUCAGAAAGAGAGCGACUUAUAAAUCAGUUUAAUGACCCAGAAAACACCUCAACAUGGGUCUUCCUGCUUUCUACAAGAGCGGGCUGCUUGGGGGUAAAUCUGAUCGGGGCCAACCGCGUCGUUGUGUUUGAUGCCUCCUGGAACCCGUGUCACGAUGCUCAGGCGGUGUGUCGGGUGUACCGCUACGGUCAGAGGAAACCCUGCUAUAUUUACCGCCUGGUCUGUGAUUUCACCUUGGAGAAAAAGAUCUACGACAGACAAGUCUCCAAGCAGGGCAUGUCCGACCGUGUGGUUGAUGACCUGAACCCAGUGCUGAACUUCACACGUAAGGAAGUGGAGUCGCUGCUGCAUUUUGUGGAAGAGGAACCUGAUAAGAUCUCUCUUGAGUCCCGGGAGGAUUUUGAACCAGUGCUGAGUCGAGCUUGUCUGCUUUACCCACACCUCAUCACAAAGCAACCUUUUCAUCACGAGUCUCUGCUGGUGGACCGGAAGGAGUCGAAACUGACCAAAGCAGAGAAGAGAGCCGCCAAGAAGAGCUAUGAGGAUGAGAAACGAGCCUCGGUGCCCUACUCUCGCCCAUCUUACGCCCCCUAUUACCCAACAAGUGAUCAGGCGCUCUCAAACAUACCAGCAUUCAACCAACGAGGCUGGCGUCCCAUGGCUCGGCCGGAUGACAAGCCUGUGGCAAGUGUCAGGCCCAUCCAGUCGACCCCAAUCCCCAUGAUGCCUCGCCAGGUCGGCAUGGGCAUGGCUGGCUCCAGCUCGGCCGGCAGCCUGCCUGUCAACUUCCUGCAGAAAGCUGGAGUUUACGUGCAGCGGAUCGUCACCACCACUGAUAUCGUAAUUCCAGGAGCCAACAGCACAACAGAUGUUCAAGCUCGAAUCAGUGCAGGAGAGAGCAUCCAUGUUAUCAGAGGAUCAAAAGGUACCUACAUAAGGACAAACGAUGGAAGGAUUUUUGCUAUUCGAUCUGGAAAGAUCAGUAGGCCAGCAAUGGGCGGCUCUGCUGCUUCAAGAGACGCCCAGGGUCCACUGAUCCACCCACUCAGUAACGGCUGUUCAUCGCCUGCAGAUCAACAGCAGGGCUCCCCCAACGGGGAGCAGCGGCCUUCCUCUCCUUUAAGCUCUGAGAUUCUCAGAGAGCUCAGCCGCUACACUUCAUCCACGGGAGACGCCGCCGUCGGCACGGGAAACGAAUUGGUGUCGCCUUCGGAAAUGUUGGCCGUAACAGCGGGGGAUGAAGGCAGUUCGCAAAACAAUCAGCCUGGCGAUCUAAGCAGGCAACUCGGCGACGACCUCUUGAGCUCCGCUUUAGAGAUGCGUGGCAGCAAGCGCAGGAGUACUGAAAGCCAGGGCAACACACAGAUCGGAGGCAAACGCACUUCUGCUGCAACACGUUUCCCCGGACUGGGCUCCAGCGGGCUCAGUUUCCCCCCCGUGGGUCUGAACUCCUCCUCCCUCCUGGGGAACCUCAGUCACAUGAGUCAUCCACUUCUGAUGGAUGGAAGUGGCGGCUCAUCAUUCCUUCAGACACCAGGACAAACACUGGCUGAUCUACAGACCAUGUUCCCCUCUGCAGGCUCGGACCUACUGAGGCAGUCUGCCACAGGAAACGGACAUCUCCCCACCCCCUGCUCGUCCUCUCUGCCCACCGUUUUCUCCUCCGCAUCCACCACCAUCCCUAUGUCAUCCACACCCUCUGCAGCAACUUCUUCCUCCCUGGCGUCAGGUUCUCUGCCGCCGUACUUGAUGAACCCCAACAUGGCUGGCCUGCUUUCGUCAGGCUUCCCUCUCAACUACAGUCAGUCGCUGCUCCCCGAGCCGAGGAUGUUCCCCGCCCCUCUCCUCUCCUCGUCAGGGGGAUUCUCCUCACCUAACUCCAGCUCUACUGCAUCCAGUUUCCUCUCCCAUUUCAACAAUCCCACUUCCAGCCUGUUGGGGGCAGCUCUGACCCAGCCGGACAUGCACCAGAGAGGAGAGGAGAACGGCGGCAGUAGUUCUGACGACGACGUUAUAGAGGUGACAGGACAGUAGAGACUCAAGAAGUCCGGGAGAGGCAGUUUUACACACACGAUUUAUCAAUCGCGGCUAACAAAGAACAUUAGGGAUGGGAAUGAUUACAAAUUUAUUAAAUGGACUAAAUUUAAUGUUGGAGUUUCACUUAAAAACUGAUGAUGAUGGUUCUGAAUAAGACUGGUCAUCUAAAUUAAAAAAAAAAAAAAAAUACAACUUUAUAGGAAUCAAAUUUACACCUGAACACAUAUUUUGAAGUUGGAGAAGAUUAUAAGUUAAAUGUGUUUUGGCCUUGCUGUUAGACUGGCCAUUCACAGAAUUAGCAGUGAAAUGAACUGCAUUCUCAUUUCUAAUGAUCUAAUUAAACUAAACACACACACACACAGACUCUCACCUGUAAAUGAGAGCAUCAACUUGUACCUUAAUGACUACACAAAGUCAGAGUAACAAAUCCAUAUGCUGAAUAUCCUAGAUUUGUUCAGCUGGAGCAUCAGAGCAGUGGGAACAGACCUUUGUCGUUCGGGGACCAGCUGAAACUUUCUGGGGGCUUUCUGAGCACAGCCUCUCCUGCUACACUGCAAAGCAAAGCUUCAGCGUGCUGUUAGUUUUAUUUCUUCUGAAUUUGGACGGGAUAAUGUGAGGAAAACUGCUUCACGUUGGAUUGUCUCGUGAUAUAUUGCUGUGAAACAGUGUAGUUCAAACCAAAAUUUGACCCAAUGUUACAAGUGUGUCGGCCAUACUCACCUGCUGAACACUAAUACCCUAAUUUCCUUUCCUUUUCUAGUAAACUGUACUGGAAAGCUACAUAUAAAUAACUCACAGUGGCCACAGAAGGCGGUGUUGAUAUUUGUCAAAAUCCACUUGACAAUAUAUUUAGAGAAAAUCCUCCGAGGCUUACCUUUAACAACAGGAAUCUUAGGCUUUCAGAGCAUAUUUUAGUCUUUAGCGGUUUGAUAGACAUUGUAGCAUCCCCUGUUGAAAGGAUAUUAUGUGUGAUACUAUAACUGAACAUGUUGAUACUUUGUAAAUAGCAGUCAUUAUCAUUGUUUAUAUUGCAAGUCAAUACUGUGCAGUGUGUAGAUUUUGGUUGUAGGGAGAUGGUUUAUUAUUACAGUGACUCAUGAUGAAAAACUUGCAUUGAUACCGGGGAAACAAAUUUCCGUUCACUUUCUAAGUUCCCUUGUUUUUCCCCCCUUAAAACUAAAAUGAAUGUACUUUCAUGUUAGCCUUUGAUAACACAGGGGGCUGGUACAGGGUUUCAGGCUUUCAUUUUUAGCCUUAAAUAACACAAAGGGGUCUUGAGUCUUAGCAUUUAUCUUAGUACAUCCUUUUUACAAAUCUGUUUGAAGAACUACUGAGCAUUCAGACAGUCGGUGUCAAACUGAAAACACAAGUGUCGGGCAGAUUCAGCGUUGUGAUCAAAAGUACCAAGUGUAAAAGCCAAAAGGUUUAAAGGGAUAGUUGAGAUGUUUUUGAGGUUGGGUUGUUUGAGGUAUUUCAGUGUAUUAACAACAGUAGGUUGCUGCCGGCACGCCACAGUUUAGAGAAGCAGAAAAGGAGAACAGGCCUGGAAGCUAAGCAAUGUACUGCUGUGGACGAGGGCAGCAGCAACAACACAUAUUUUACCACCUAAAAUAAUCAGUUUCAGUUUAAGUGUAUGCUAUAUUUAGAAUAAUUUCACAGCUUUACCUUGUUGCAGACAGCCUUAAGUUUAAUAUGGAGGAACUGUAGCUGUUAUAUGUGCUCUCUUAAAGUUAGUUUGUGAUUUUGUGUAACUUUAGUGUUGUGCUGGGUUACUUUGGGUUUACCAAAGUCACACAAUAACAAAAACAAACUAACUGAUCAAGGCAGCAGUAGACCAGCAGCUUCCGUGUUCUGCAAGGUAAAAUGACUGUUGGUUACUUUGAAGAUAACAACGAUAAAAAAAGAGAUAAGUGUCCGUUGCCCUCAGGUAACCUUAAAGAGGGCUGUCUGACGGCAAACUAAAGUGGGGAAAAUAUUCUAAAUAUAAAUAUCUAUGCUCUCCUCGAAGCCACCAGACUGCAUUGACAAAAACAGUAAGUUUACCUUGCAGAACCCAGGAGCUACUGGUCUACUUCUGCCUUAAACAGUUAGUUUGUUUGUGAUUUCUGUGUGACUUUGGUGUUUUACAGGGUUACUUUGAAGACAACAAAGAGAAAGAAAGAAAUACAUUUCUGUUCCCCUCACGUAAAAACUUAAACAAGGCUAUCUGACGGCAACAACAUUUUUUUUAGUUGGAUAAACACAUUUUGCUGUUGCCCCCAUCCACAGCAGUACAUCACUUUGCUUCGGUGCCAGUACUCCUGCCUGCUUCUCUAAACUGGAUUCACGCCGACCACAUGUACUGUAGGUAACACAGUGACUAUUUAUAAGUACAUCAUACAACACCACUUGAAAAAAUCUAAACUGUCCCUUUAAUGUUGCUGGCUCAUUCACCUCUCUUUGUUGCAGUUUAUACUGAAGUGUCCCCACUAUGAGUCAGCCUACAUGUAGUUUUGACUAUCCUAAUUUUCCUAUAUAUUUUCCAAACCUUGCUGAGAACAAAUAUUACCUAAACUGUAGACAACAUUGCAUUCAUGCAGCUUAAGUGUAUGAAACCUUUUGUAGCCAUCAACCAUCAAAACGGAUAUCGAACAUUUCACAGACAGUCGCCUGUAGUCACCUGGCCUUACCAAACUGACAGAGCCAUCUCGUGUGGUAGGUUGUUUUUUUUUUACAGAGGUGCGUCUUUAAAAGCAGUGCAGUAUAACUAGCUUCCGUCAGUAGUGUCAGUCAGUGUAGGUCUGCGUUGCUCUAGGGAGUUUAGGUUUUCGCUGUUCUCUGUAGCCUUGUGUUUCUGUGUUGUGAUGACACCUCAAGGUAGAUUUAGGAAACUCCCUCUCCGUCAGUAAAAUAGGCUAGACGCAGUGGCUGACCUUUAGAAAACACUGGAUAACCCGAUACCACAGUGUCAAGUUAAAUUUUCUUUAUAGAGAUGUUUUCUUGCAGAGACCUUUCGCUCCCACAGUCUGUACACUUUUUAUUACUGCUGGCUCCUUCCCUGCUGCUGUUCUGGACGAUUCACUUCUAUCAUCACUGAUGUCUCCAGAUUUCUUCAGCACGUUUUGGGAACUUGUGACAUUUUGUCUCGAAGGUGGAGCUGGCACUUUGACAAAGGCUCAUCCGCUUGUGAACUGUACAUCGUACUGACGCCAUGUCUUUAUUCUCAAUUAUUCUUCUUGCAUUUGAAUCUUGGGAAUCAUCAGUUUGUAAAACAAAACCUGUCUGCCAUUUCUUAAGUCUCACUUAUGUGCAUUUUUACGUUUCAUGGAACUAUUUCAUUUUUUAAAAACAAAUGUUUUUUAUAACUUCUUAUUGGUGUUUACCCACCUGGCAGUUGUUUCCCUUAUUUCAAUGUAAGCGUCUGAAAUUUAUUUAUUUAUGAUGGAGGAUACAUUCUUUUUUUUGUAAUUACGUUUUUUAACCUUUUGUUCACUUUGACCCAUUGACGGCUGAUCCAGUAAGAAUUUCAUACAUGCAGCCUAGAUCGAAACAGAAUAUGACUGUGUUAUCAAUGUUAUUUUAACAAUAAAACACUCUUCUCUUGCA